Telopea speciosissima is the source of this 1398-nucleotide messenger RNA. Its product is annotated as ubiquitin carboxyl-terminal hydrolase 24. The record is from RefSeq and is a predicted model, not a curated record. Gene Ontology annotation, biological process: protein deubiquitination. The annotation marks the transcript as partial. Gene Ontology annotation, molecular function: cysteine-type deubiquitinase activity; cysteine-type endopeptidase activity. Gene Ontology annotation, cellular component: nucleus; cytosol. The transcript is spliced from 6 exons. Lineage: Eukaryota; Viridiplantae; Streptophyta; Magnoliopsida; Proteales; Proteaceae.
CUGGCUUCAAAAGAGGUUCUCCAGAAGACAAUUAAUGGUCCAGCUGCACCUGUUAGAAAUUUAUUGCCCCGGGGUUUGAUCAAUUCAGGGAAUCUAUGCUUUCUCAAUGCAACACUUCAAGCUCUUCUAUCCUGUUCGCCUUUCGUUCAGUUUUUGCAGGAAUUAAGAACUCGUGAUAUCCCUAAGAUCGGCUUCCCAACAUUAAGUGCAUUUGUUGAGUUCAUCUCUGACUUUGACAUGCCCUCUGAUUCAAGCAUGAAGAAGAAAGAUAUGGUUGUUCUCGAGACUGGACGGCCUUUCAGUCCCAUGAUGUUCGAACCCAUUCUUAAAAAUUUUACGCCAGAUGUGCCAAAUAGUAUAUCAGGAAGGCCAAGACAAGAAGAUUCUCAAGAGUUUCUAAGUUUUGUCAUGGAUCAAAUGCAUGAUGAGUUACUCAAGCUUGAAGGUGUUUCAAACACAAAUGGUGGUAAAUCAUCAUUGGUUUCAGCUGCAGAAGAUGAUGACUGGGAGACUGUUGGACCAAAGAACAAAUCUGCAGUUACAAGAACACAGAGCUUCAUUCCAUCUGAACUGAGUGCAGUUUUUGGGGGACAGUUGAGAAGUGUUGUGAAAGCAAGAGGUAACAAGGCCUCUGCCACUGUUCAGCCAUUCCUCUUGCUCCAUGUUGAUAUUUUUCCAGAAGCUGUUCAUACUAUAGAGGAUGCACUACGUCUAUUUUCUGCCCCAGAAACACUUGAGGGGUACCGAACAUCUGGAGCCGGAAAGGCUGGAGUCGUGAGUGCUAGUAAAUCUGUGAAGAUACAGGCUCUUUCAAGGAUUAUGAUAUUGCACUUGAUGCGUUUUAGCUAUGGAAGUCAAGGAAGCACCAAAGUACAUAAGCCUGUGCACUUUCCUCUUGAACUGAUUUUGGGCCGCGAAUUGCUUGUUUCUCCAACUACUGAGGGUCGAAAAUAUGAGCUUGUUGCUACUAUUACUCAUCAUGGAAGGGAGCCCUCAAAGGGGCAUUAUACUGCUGAUACCCGCUACUCUGAAGGCAAAUGGCUGAGAUAUGAUGAUGCAUCCGUUACUGUAGUGAGCACAAGCAAGGUACUGCAUGACCAGGCUUAUGUUCUCUUCUACAAACAAGUAGAGGUAUGUAGGUAGGAGGUUUUGCCUGAAUCAAACCUUGUAAAGAAUAGUAAAUCAUAUUUAUGAAUUUAUGGAAUGGGUGGGAGUGGUUUGGCUCUAGUUGGUCAGGACACUGUCCAUGCUGUUAUAUAUAAAAAUUGGAUAGAGGCUUGCAAGGCUCCUUUUGGAGUAGGCUAUAGAUAAAUGUAACAAUUCUUCCACCUUGUCAGUGAGGACAUGUAAUUUUUAUCAUCUCUUUGUUAAGUUACUAGAAAUCUAUGAAUUUUGUUU